GUAAAGAAGACGUUUUAACACGCGCACGUUGCUGGCUGAGUGUCGUUGGAUAUACAUACGCUCUACUUGAAGCCACCACCUAGAUGUGGGAGCUGACAAUCCCUAGAUCUAUAUUACCGUUCGUGAGCCGUACUUAAGAUUUGGUUCGCACACAGGCGCUGUGUGACUGGAUCCAUGACUACAGGCCCUUACCGGACCCAAGUACGUACCAUAUCCCUGCUGGCUCAACCCCUACAACUGUCACAUCACAGCCCCGACGCGUUAACCUAGUGUCACGGUGAAUCGCAUGUGAACGCCACUAUCUCAGGUUAUUUUUUUAACUGCUUACGUUUAUAGUGUGUGACGUCAGCUGAUCUUACUGUGGAUGGCCGCAUCAGUUAUGUUAGAGGAACAUCACUUUGGCGGAACACCUUUAGCCAUGUUGGCUGCUCAAUGUAACAAGAUCAGCAGCAAGAGCCCGCCUCCGCUCGCCGACGCCGCCGUGGGCAAAGGAUUUCAUCCUUGGAGAAAACCCGGGUCCACCAUGAAUGGUCCGUGCCCUCUCUCCCUGACGUCACAGCCGCUGUCGGCGUUCAGCACCUCAGAGGGACUCCAGAACUCGGGACUAACAUAUUCCUCCAUAAACACUAACCCUUCCUGCACCUCCAGCUACACAAGUGACAUUUUUAGGUCUACCUCUGGACCGACGUCGGUCCAUCAGACCGAUCCAGCGCAGGCGGCGUUUUUGCAGAAAGUACAAGGCGAAGGAAGCAUUAGUAACGCAGCCCUGGGCAGCAUGUAUUCCAGAGUAGCCUACGAGUCAUGGCCUUUUUCGUCCAUGACGGGUCCCCACCUCCACUCUAUUAAACCGGAAGUGGCUGGAAGCAUGAACAGCGCAGCCGCGGCAUCGGCAUUCUGGGACGUCAGGUCCGCGGCUGCCGGAAACUGGCUCUCAGAUGUGUCAGGAGCGACAACUGCUGGGAGUCUUCAUUCCCAGAUGUCGAAUUACCCCAGCGCGGACUAUUCUAUUACGCAUGCGCUGGGUGGCUCUGGAAGCCCAUUUCUACCCUCAAGUCAACACCUACUUCAGGACACGUACAAGUCAAUGCUGCCCUCACAGAACGAACUGUCGAGUGGAAUUAAUCCUUUCUUGUCACGAUCCGGGCUUCCCUCAUUGCCCAGCCCUCGUUCUCAGAGACGGUACACAGGAAGGGCGAACUGCGACUGCCCGAACUGCCAAGAAGCGGAGCGCCUUGGCCCCGCUGGCGAACACCUGCGCAAAAAGAACAUUCACAGCUGUCACAUCCCGGGCUGUGGAAAAGUUUACGGGAAGACAUCUCAUCUGAAAGCUCAUCUUCGCUGGCACACAGGAGAAAGACCGUUCGUGUGCAACUGGCUCUUCUGUGGAAAGAGGUUCACACGCUCAGACGAAUUACAGCGACACCUACGCACGCACACGGGAGAGAAGCGCUUCGCAUGUCCCGUCUGUAACAAACGUUUCAUGCGCAGUGACCAUCUAGCGAAGCACGUGAAAACGCAUAACAACCCGAACGGGAAAAACAGCGACGGUAGUGACUCUGACAACAGUAACGACGCCAAAAGCACGAGUUCGACACCACCAAAUCCCUCAAACGUAGCCCACUCCCAAAGUGUCCAUCACAUCACGAACUCUCACGCGUUAAAGCUCGAGAAGAACUAGCGAGACGUUAUAAUUAUUUUUGUUUUGUGUUGAAUUGUAUACAUAUACAUAUCCUUAUAUCUUCUGUACAUAAAACCAUUGUUUAUAAUUAUUUGAUCGACGCCAGGAUAUCUUAUGUUCUGGAUAUGGCGUGACCCGGAAGUACUUCAUUCAAGUUACACGCGCAGAUUUCCGGAGUUCUGAAACAACGAAACGACAGCGAAAGUAAAUUUACAAACCCCACCUAGGACAUAUCGUUACUUUUAGAUAUCACAUCGGCUCUGAAAAGACAAAACUGACUGACUUGAAUUUGAAGCCACCCCAAUAUUGUGAUUUCUGACAUAAGUGGAAGUACACGGAUUAGUUCCAGCAAGUUGGUUAUGACGUCAUCGUGAAUGCCUCAAUGAAACUCUGUAACAGCGCCGAUGUGAAUUGAAACAGGCAAAAACACUGGACGUAUAAUUCCUCAAUCUUGGCGAUUUCAUGGAUUCGAAGUCAUGUGUAAGCUGGUUCAAGCUCAGUUGUUCAAGGUCACAUAGCCUGUGUGGACUUACGCGCAUGCCUCUUUUUGGCUUCCGGUUUCUCUCACGUCACAUUAUGAGGAAAACCGGACAGUGGUUUUGUUUCCUGAACUUGUGAAACAGAAAAAAAUGUACAUUCUGAUCGGAAAAUACCGGAAAUUCAGUGGUACUGGAACUUUUUUUCAGUACAAUUUUUGAACGAUCUGACAGUUUGAUCUAGAGGUAUUUAGCCUAUACAUACAGACAAAAAAUAAAGAAACUACUCAGCAAUUUUCCGAUCUCUUCCAAGCUGGUUUACACGUAAUUGGGCUGAAGAUUUUCGUAGACAAGAAGUGCGAUGAAGCCAUUAUUGGGACUUCUAAACAAGCGAACUCUCGCAAUAAGUGACUGCACCUGCGCAUGUACCAACAUAUUAAGGACCAAAGGGGAAUUUUAUAUAGGUGGCCCGGAUGUAGGUGGAACUAAAACCUGCUCGGUUGACCUAAGCUCUGGAAUGGGAAAAGGUGUCGGGAAAAAGGAUUACUUAGAUUGUGUGGCUAUACGCAACACUUCUUACCCGACUUUGCAGAAAAAAAAAACAAAAAAAAAAUGGAACCUGGGUUAUAAGUGUUGGUAAAGACUGAAAUUGACCAAACGGAGGGAAUCAAUUUAUCAACGGAGUACAUCUUCCAAACUCGAGGAAGGAAUCCAAUGCGACGUUUCUUACUUCAGAUUAUGUGACAACUUUUCCACAGAGUUGAUGACGUAAAAUGAUAAGUGGGUGAAUUAAAAAAGAGGAUUCUUUGUUUAGACGAAAUAACUUUAAAUGAAAUAAACUGACAGUGAUUCUUAUGUAGGCGUAUUGUGUUAGGACACAGGUACCGGAAAAACUCCCGUUUAUAAUCGCUUUCCUGCAUUUUCUUCAGCUCAUAAAAUGUCUUUAAAUGCGAUUAUCCCGAGUAGUCUGGAUAGUUUUCACAUGUGUACAUAACUGUGUAUAAGAUUUUACAUGUCGAUUAACACAGAACUCUUGUAUACUUAGCCCUUCCCAAUCCCAUUUCAACUCAGGCUACGCAAGACCAUAUACCUCCUUUUUGAAGUAAUUCUUUGUCUUCGUGUAAUUUUGACUGCAUUUGGUAUAUAUUUGCGAACUCCCAGAUUUUCUCCAUUUUUUUGCCCGAUUCUUUAUUUGCAUGAAACCGCGCAACUGAAAUACUCGGUCACGUGAUUUAUUUUACGAUUGCGCAUGCGUGUACAGAUGUGUUAAUAAAUGUUUUAAUGCAUUAGAGAAUGAGUGUGAGAAUAUUGUGAGAUUAAUUGAGGCAAUGUCGAUCACGUGACACAUGUCAAAGGCACGUGAUGCUUUUUCUCGCUUUAUAACCACAGUUGUGUGGUAUUUUAUUGAAUGAACAGUUUUUAAAUUAAAAUUCUUUGAAAACCAU
Molecule: messenger RNA, 3599 nt
Organism: Liolophura sinensis
Lineage: Eukaryota; Metazoa; Mollusca; Polyplacophora; Chitonida; Chitonidae
Product: transcription factor Sp9-like
Exons: 3
Coding region: 365-1678 (437 amino acids)
Biological process (GO): regulation of transcription by RNA polymerase II
Molecular function (GO): RNA polymerase II cis-regulatory region sequence-specific DNA binding; DNA-binding transcription factor activity, RNA polymerase II-specific
Source: RefSeq, a predicted model, not a curated record